UGCAAGAGGAGACAUCUAUUUCGCAAUGUUCAGCAAGGUGCUUUUGUGCUGCUUCGUCGUGUGCGUGGCUUCCCAGCACGUUGAAGUUGAACCGCCACCACAACCUUACAGCUUCGGCUUCGACAGCACCAACGAAAACGGCACUCGCAUCACCCAGCAAGAGACCGGAGAUGAGAACAACGUCAAGACUGGAUCCUACAGCUACACCGACCCAUAUGGCAUCCAGCGUACCGUGAAGUACGUCGCCGACGCCGAAGGUUUCCACGUGACCAUCGAGACCAACGAGCCAGGCACCAAGUCUUCCAACCCAGCCGAUGCCCAGAUCGUCUCUGCCUCCGUGGAGGCCCCAGCCCCCGUCGAAGUCAAAGCUUCUCCUGUCGUAGUCAAGGUUGCCCAGCAGGUCCCAGUGGUGCACGCUAUCCAGACACCCGUCUCCUACACCACCGCCCAGCGUGUGGCCCCCAUUGCCGUCGCUCUUUCCCGCGCUCCCCUCACCUACACCCUUGACAAAUCUAAGAGCUCUUAGAGUUGACCUUUAACCUUAAAUAGCAUUGUCCUUAUUGGUUGCAAUGAUUCAUUUUAUUGAAGGAUUGCUCCAAUGUACAUACAAAGAUCAGUGUAAACGGUUUACACUUGUCUUCCGCAUCUGUCUCUAGUGCCGUUCAUCCUCUGCAAUGCUUCC
Ixodes scapularis (black-legged tick) is the source of this 682-nucleotide messenger RNA. RefSeq names its product cuticle protein 16.8-like. The coding region runs from base 26 to 526 and encodes 166 amino acids. Gene Ontology annotation, molecular function: structural constituent of chitin-based larval cuticle. Gene Ontology annotation, cellular component: chitin-based extracellular matrix. NCBI's taxonomy places the organism in Eukaryota, Metazoa, Arthropoda, Arachnida, Ixodida, Ixodidae. The transcript has 3 exons. The record is from RefSeq and is a predicted model, not a curated record.